This is a messenger RNA of Angiostrongylus costaricensis, 558 nucleotides long. Lineage: Eukaryota; Metazoa; Nematoda; Chromadorea; Rhabditida; Metastrongylidae. The record is from the annotation of a GenBank genome assembly.
AUGCACGAUGGUGCUCCAAAACUCAUCGAAAGCGCGCUCAACGCUAAAAAUGAACUUCUAAAUAAAGUGAAACUCGAUUCAUUGGGGAAAAUGCUGAAUGUGUCCGGUUUAGGACGCUAUCCAUCACCAAUUGAUAUCGUCCCCGUCAUCACUGUUUUUGAUGAGCGUCUACAGAAUGCUGAGUUUAGGGUGGAGUACCAUAGCACAGGUGAGUUCUAUGCCACGAACACCGGUGAUGCACUGCGGCUCAUACGUGAGGGAAAUGACUCCGAGCUGGCGGUUUCGUUUCUGCCUGAAGAACAGUACCAUCUAGAUAUGCUCACCUGGCACUGGAGCACCGAACCGAUGAACGGCUCUGAGCACACUAUUGGCGACGGUUUGAGACUUGCAGGCGUCGGCUACGCCGGUGAAUUGCAUCUGAUCCAUCGUAAUACUCGUUUUUCCACUAUGGAACUAGCAUUGAAGCAACCAAAUGGAGUGCUGGCAAUAGCGAUUUUCCUGAACGUGAGUGAUAGCGUUCCUUUACAAUGCUGUACAUACCCUCAUUACUCUCAAUAA